This is a messenger RNA of Arachis duranensis, 1311 nucleotides long. Its product is annotated as chloride conductance regulatory protein ICln. Gene Ontology annotation, biological process: chloride transport; spliceosomal snRNP assembly; cell volume homeostasis. The transcript has 9 exons. The record is from RefSeq and is a predicted model, not a curated record. Lineage: Eukaryota; Viridiplantae; Streptophyta; Magnoliopsida; Fabales; Fabaceae. The coding region runs from base 472 to 1149 and encodes 225 amino acids. Gene Ontology annotation, cellular component: pICln-Sm protein complex; methylosome; plasma membrane.
UCACUCUCUCGAAUACCCCCCCUGCCCCCUUCCCCCUAACCCUAAAUCUCCAAAAGCCAAAACGGCAGUCCUUCAAGUCUUCCUCAGCUGCUCAUCACACCAUACAUAGUUGAUCACCGCACCUCACCUCACCGCCGGCCUGUCGUCUUCUUCCUCCCCUUGUCACACCAACACUCUUCCUCGCAGUCUCUCUCAGUCUCGAAGACUCUCUCCCUCUGCUUCGUCUCGCUGGCUUCACAGUGUGUCUGAGUACGUCGAGUUCGGGGCUCCGCGUAUCUUGUCGUCGUCAUCGCGUCUCCUCCGUCGCUGCUGCGGUGCUGCCUCUCCGUCGCUGCUGCGGUGCUGCCUCUCUGUCGCCAGAAUCUGCCUCAUCCAGGAUUCUGUACCACCAUUGAAGAACCUAGCGGAAGCCCCUGCUUUGUCGCUGCCUCUUCGUCGUCGAACCCACCACGAAUAAGAAUCGGUGAUAAAAUGGGUUUAGGGUUGAGAAACUUCACUGAGAGAAACAAUAAUGGACAACCUGACCUGGACACUGAGAAUGGGGAGGAACUCAUGCACAUGCAGCGUGGUGUGGACCUUGGGCUUGCCAACCUCCCUCCCAUCUCCUCCGGCACACUCUAUAUUACUACCAAGCAAGUGAUAUGGCUCAGCGAUGUAGACAACACCAAGGGAUAUGCUAUUGAUUUCUUGUCUAUUUCCCUCCAUGCCGUCUCAAGAGACCCAGAUGCCUACCCCCAUCCUUGUUUAUACACCCAGAUUGACACUAAUGCUGAAGAGGAUGGUUCCGAAAACUCCGACUCUGAAUCCAGUGACAUACAGGAUUUAUCCAGGAUCACAGAGAUGAGGCUUAUCCCCUCUGAUCCUUCUCAAUUGGAUACUUUGUUUCAAGUAUUCUGUGAGUGUGCAGAGCUUAAUCCAGAACCAAAUGAUGAGGAAGGAGAAGAGCAUGAUUGGGUUUUCAGUGCUGAUCAGAUGGAAGGGGAAGAGGAAGAGGAAGAAGGUUAUAUCUCUCCUAAUCCACCGAACUCUCUUGGUCAGUCAAAUGGAAAUCAUGACCUAGCUCGUACAGUACUUGAGCUUCAUAUCAACGAUCAGCGUUUUGAGGAUGCAGAAGAGAUGGAGCACGAUGAGGAUGGCACCCAUAAUUGAGUGGCUUUGUUUAACCGAACAUAGCAUAUGAACUGUUGGUUAUGUUAUGUAAAUUAGUAUGAAAAUUUGAUUAGGGGAUUAUAUACUUUUGAUAAUUGAUGGACAAUUAUGCGCGACUAAUGAAUUUUGUUUUAUGUAUAGAAUGAUGCAAGUGUUUUGAAA